CGUAGCAGAGGCCCAGGUAAAGGAAGUGGUCCCCCGUGGACAACUAGCCACAAACCGGGACACCGAGCCUGGAUGGCAGCGAGGAUUUCCACGGAGCCAGUUCAAAUGUUUUUAUUUGGGACAAUUAGAAGCAUUUAGCUCCACGGUUAGUGCAGAUCUGCAGGAUUCAGUCCGACUGCUGCCGUAUGACCCGUUCUGACAGGAGAGAAUCAGGAGUUGAACAGAAAUGUUACCAUGAAGCCCAGAUUAGCUGUUCUCUGCUCGUCAAUAAACUCAGCUGUUACCUUGUUCUCCUCUGUCCUGUUAGUGAUCUUCAGUCAAGAGGGGAAGAUGAAAUGAGAUAAGUGGACGUCUGGAGGAGCGCAGCCCCUUCACCUCCACCUCCAGCUCAGCUCAGUGAAGCAUGGCAGGCCUGCAGCUCGUCACCCCUGCUACUUCACCCAUGGGGCCCUUCUUUGGUUUGCCGUGGCAGCAGGAGGCCAUCCAUGACAACAUUUACACGCCCAGGAAAUAUCAGGUCGAACUUCUCGAAGCAGCUCUUGAACGCAACACUAUCGUCUGCUUGAACACGGACUCAGGGAAGACCUUUAUUGCAGUACUCCUAACUAAAGAGCUCUCCCACCAAAUCCGAGGGAGCUACCAGGAAAAUGCCAAAAGGACAGUUUUCCUGGUUAAUUCAGUGUCGUCUGUAAUUCAGCAAGCGGCUGCAGUCAGAACUCACUCGGACCUCCAGGUGGGGGAAUACUCAGACUGGAAGGAGGCGUCAGCUUGGUCGGAUCAGAGAUGGAGUCAGGAGAUAUCCACAAAUCAGGUCCUGGUGAUGACGUGCCACAUCUUCCUUCAUGCUCUGAGGAGUCAGAUCUUACCUCUGUCUAAAAUCAACCUGGUGGUGUUCGACGAUUGUCACCUGGCGAUCACAGAGCACCCUUACUGUGACAUCAUGAAGCUGUUUGAGGAAUGCACUUGUGGACCACGAAUACUGGGCCUCACUGCUUCUAUCCUCAAUGGGAAAUGUGACCCAUCCGAACUGGAGCAGAAGAUCCAGAAUCUAGAAAGAAUCCUGAAAAGCAAUGCUGAAACGGCGACUGACCUGGUGGUCCUCGACAGGUACACGUCUCAGCCGAGGGAAGUGGUGCUGGACUGCGGUCCCUACGUGGACAGGAGCGGCCUUUCAUCCCGUUUGCAGGCGGAGCUGGAUGAAGCUCUCCUCUUCCUCAACGACUGCAACAUCCCGUUUUCCAGAGAGGACAGAGAUCCCACAUUCAUCUCCAAACAGAUCCUGAGCGACUGCCGAGCCGUGUUGCUGGUUCUGGGUCCUUGGUGUGCAGACAAGGCUGCAGGUAUCAUGGUGCGAGAGCUGCAGAAGUACAUCAAACACGAACAGGAGGAGCUCAACAGAAAGUUCCUGCUCUUCACCGACACCACCCUGAGGAAGGUGCAUGCUCUGUGCGAGGAGCACUUCUCCCCCGCCUCCCUGGACCUCAAGUUCGUCACGCCGAAGGUGCUGCGCUUGCUUGAGAUCCUGCACGAGUACAAGCCGCUGGAGCGCCAGCAGUUUGAGAGUGUGGAGUGGUACAACAACCGCAACCAGGACAAUUACGUGUCGUGGAGCGACUCAGAGGAUGAGGACGAGGACGAGGAGGUGGAGGCCAAAGAGAGGCCAGAGACCAACUUUCCCUCCCCGUUCACCAACAUCCUUUGUGGGAUCAUCUUCGUGGAGCGGCGCUACACAGCUGUGGUUCUGAACCGUCUAAUCAAAGAGGCAGGGAAGCAGGACCCGGAGCUGGCUUACAUCAGCAGCAACUUCAUCACCGGCCACAGCAUCGGGAAGAACCAGCCGAGGAACAAGCAGAUGGAGGUGGAGUUCAGGAAGCAGGAGGAGGUUCUCAGAAAGUUCAGAGCUCACGAAACCAACCUGCUGAUUGCCACCAGCAUCGUAGAGGAAGGUGUGGAUAUUCCAAAGUGCAACCUUGUGGUCCGCUUCGACCUGCCUACAGAGUACAGAUCCUACGUCCAGUCCAAGGGCCGAGCCCGGGCCCCCGUCUCCAAUUACAUCAUGCUGGCCGAUUCUGAGAGGACAAAGAGCUUCGAAGAGGAUCUAACCACCUACAAGGCCAUCGAAAAGAUCCUGAGGAAUAAAUGCUCCAAGUCGGUGGAGGCGGGGGAGUUUGAGGCAGACCAGAGUCUGGACGACGAUAACCUCCUCCCUCCAUAUGUCCUGCGGUCUGAAGACGGAGGCCCACGGGUCACCAUCAACACGGCCAUCGGACACAUCAACAGGUAUUGCGCUCGGCUGCCCAGUGACCCGUUCACACACCUCGCUCCCAAAUGUAAAACUGUGGAGACGGGCGAUGGACGCUUCCAGUCCACCCUCUUCUUACCCAUAAACUCUCCUCUGAGAGUCCCCGUCAAGGGUCCCAUCAUGAACUGCGCCCGGCUGGCUGAGAAAGCUGUUGCACUGCUCUGCUGUGAAAAACUCCAUAAAAUAGGUGAGCUGGACGACCACCUGAUGCCUGUUGGGAAAGAGACGGUGAAGUACGAGGAGGAGCUGGACCUUCAUGAUGAGGAGGAGACCAAUGUCCCGGGUCGACCUGGCUCCACCAAGAGGAGGCAGUGCUACCCUAAAGCCAUACCCGAGUGUCUGCAGGACAGCUAUGCCCUGCCGGAGCAGACCUACUUCCUAUAUGUGAUCGGGAUGGUCCUUACCACGCCGCUCCCCGAUGAGCUGAACUUCCGCAGGAGAAAGCUGUACCCCCCUGAGGACACGACUCGGUGCUUCGGCAUCCUGACUGCCAAACCCAUACCUCGAAUUCCUCAUUUCCCGGUGUACACCCGUUCUGGUGAGGUGACCAUCUCCAUCGAGCUGCAGAAGUCGGGCUUCACGCUCAGCUCAGCCCAGCUGGACCUCAUCACCCGCAUGCAUCAGUACAUCUUCUCCCACAUCCUCCGCCUGGAGAAACCUGCACUGGAGUUCAAACCCACGCUGGCUGACUCAGCUUAUUGCGUUCUACCUCUGAAUGUUGUUGGAGACUCUGACACUCUGGAUAUGGACUUUAUGUUCAUGGAGGACAUUGAGAAGUCUGAGGCCCGAACAGGCAUUCCUACCACUAAGUACACCAAGCAGAACCCCUUCACCUUCAAGCUGGAGGACUACCAGGAUGCUGUGAUCAUUCCAAGGUAUCGUAACUUCGACCAGCCACAUCGUUUCUACGUCGCUGACGUCUACACCGACCUGACGCCGCUCAGCAAGUUCCCAUCGCCGGAGUACGAGACCUUCGCCGAGUAUUACAAAACAAAAUACAACCUGGACCUGUCCAACCUGAACCAGCCGCUGCUGGAUGUCGACCACACCUCUUCCAGACUCAACCUGUUGACUCCCCGACACCUGAACCAGAAAGGGAAGGCUUUGCCACUAAGCAGCGCAGAGAAGAGGAAGGCCAAGUGGGAGAGCCUGCAGAACAAACAGAUUCUGGUUCCAGAGCUGUGUGCCAUCCAUCCCAUUCCCGCCUCCCUGUGGAGGAAAGCCGUGUGUCUGCCCAGCAUCCUGUACCGCCUCCACUGCCUGCUGACGGCCGAGGAGCUGCGAGCCCAGACUGCCACCAAAGCUGGAGUUGGGGUACAGACCCUCCCCCCCGACUUCAGGUAUCCAAACCUGGACUUUGGCUGGAAGAGAUCCAUCGACAUAAAAACGUUCUGCCCUUGUCCCGAAUCCUGCAGUGAAGAAGACGAUUGUAAGCACCAAAAUCUCACCUUCUUAGCACUUCCCAGCAGUCACCAGGGGCCCCUCCCGGCCCCUGCAGAGGGGCCCUGCACGGGGAACCUAACAAACGGCACUACCGUGACGGAAGACGGCCACAGAGACGAGCACCUUCACCAACAUGACAGUUGCCAAGGCUGCGUUGGCAGCUCUGAAUGGAAACACGACCCUACCUCAGUUCCUGCGCAGAUGCCCCUCAGCUCCAGUCCUCCUCAGCCCAGCCAUGAAUGUACCUCAGGGAGGACCUCACACCACAGUAAUGAAGCUACCUCAGACUGCACUCGUACAGCACCUUCCCCUGACCUCACAGCCGGGCCCCGGGCCGCGGACUCACCCAGGAACCUGGGCCCCAACCCCGGCCUCAUCCUUCAGGCCUUGACUCUGUCCAAUGCCAGCGACGGCUUCAACCUGGAGCGGCUUGAGAUGCUCGGCGACUCCUUUCUGAAGCACGCCAUCACCACCUAUCUGUUCUGCACCUACCCCGACGCACACGAAGGGAGGCUCAGCUACAUGCGCAGCAAGAAGGUGAGACACGCUGAGGUCAGCUGCUGUGUUGGAUUCCAGGAACCAGUUCACAUUCUUUGUGUUCCGCAGGUGAGCAACUGUAACCUGUACCGUCUGGGGAAGAAGAAAGGGCUUCCCAGCCGGAUGGUGGUGUCCAUCUUUGACCCUCCGGUCAACUGGUUGCCGCCUGGAUACGUGGUGAACCAGGACAAGAGCAGCUCGGACAGAGUGGACUCUGAGGAGGCGAGAGAGGAGCUGGUGUCCAACGGGCGAUCUGGGAACGACUUUGAUGACGAGGACAGGGACGACGAGGGUGAAGACGUGGACGAAGACGAGCUGAUGCUGAAGGACGAACCGAAGGAUGACGUCAACAUGGAGGACGACUUGGAAUACUACAAGGAGCACAUCCGUUUCAUCGACAACAUGCUGCUGGGGUCUGGUGCGUUUGGGAAGAAGAUCUCCAUCAGCGGCUUCGGCCCGCCGCUCAGCCCGGCUCCAGGCUCCUCCCCCUCCAUGGACUCCUCCUAUGAUUGGAAGGCCCCCAAGAAGCCCGCCCAGCACUCUGAACAGGCGCACUGCGGCUCGGCGGCCGAGGAGUUCGACUACAGCUCGUGGGACGCCAUGUGCUACCUGGACCCCAGCAAGGCGGGCGAGGAGGACGACUUUGUGGUGGGAUUCUGGAACCCGUCGGAGGAGAACUGCGGCACCGAGCUCGGGAAGCAGUCCAUCUCCUACGACCUGCACACGGAGCAGUGCAUCGCAGACAAGAGCAUUGCCGACUGUGUGGAGGCUCUGCUGGGCUGCUACCUGACCAGCUGUGGAGAGCGGGCCGCCCAGAUGUUCCUCUGCUCGCUGGGUCUCAAGGUGCUGCCGGUGCAGAGGGGGUCUCACACGGCGCUGCUGGUACCGGCUGUUCUGACUCCAGCCGUGGAGCUGAUGUACGGCUGGCUGAAGAUCCCGCCCCGCUGCAUGCUGGACCAUCCUGACGCAGAGCGCACGCUGCAGCACCUCAUCUCGGGGUUCGAGAACUUUGAGAGGAAAAUCAACUACACGUUUCAGAACAAGGCUUACCUGCUGCAGGCCUUCACCCACGCCUCCUACCAUUACAACACCAUCACAGAUUGCUACCAGCGGCUGGAGUUUCUUGGCGACGCGAUCUUAGACUACCUCAUAACGAAGCACCUUUACGAAGACCCUCGGCAGCAUUCGCCCGGCGUGCUGACGGACCUGCGCUCGGCGCUAGUCAACAACACCAUCUUCGCCUCGCUCGCUGUCAAAUAUGACUACCACAAGUUCUUCAAGGCCAUCUCUCCAGAGCUGUUCCACGUCAUCGACGACUUUGUGCAGUUUCAGCUGGAGAAGGACGAGAUGCAGGGCAUGGACUCUGAGCUGCGACGCUCCGAAGAAGACGAAGAGAAGGAAGAGGACAUCGAGGUGCCCAAGGCCAUGGGGGACAUCUUUGAGUCUCUGGCUGGAGCCAUCUACAUGGACAGCAGGAUGUCCCUGGAGACGGUGUGGCAGGUCUACUAUCCAAUGAUGAGGCCUCUCAUCGAGAAAUUCUCCGCCAACGUUCCUCGCUCUCCAGUCCGGGAACUCCUGGAGAUGGAACCAGAAACUGCCAAGUUUAGCCCAGCGGAGCGUACCUACGACGGGAAGGUGCGUGUGACGGUGGAAGUUGUCGGGAAGGGGAAGUUCAAAGGAGUCGGCCGCAGCUACCGGAUCGCCAAGUCGGCGGCGGCCCGCCGAGCUCUGCGCAGCCUCAAAGCCAAUCAACCUCAGGUCCAGACCAACUGAGCUGCCAGCUCGCAGCAUUAGCACCUAGCAGAGAGAACGGCGCGGCGUUCCCGUGAAGACGCCACAGCAGAGCACUCUGAGCUCACAUCCCGUUUGUUUUUUUCCCUUUUUUUUUCUUUUCUUUUGUUUGUUUGCGCAGACACAAUCUUUCUUUGUGCUUCGUGUGAUCACGAGUGCUUUAUCGUCCCGGCCGAAGAGGUCAGGUGUGCUGCUGUGUCCGUGAGACGAGCCUCACACUUCGACCCCGGAACGGACGAAGCUCGGUUGGAGCGAAACGCGGCUCUCCGUCUCCGCCUCCUCAUCGGUUUGCACUUAUUCCACCAGUUUUCUGAACAGUCACUCUGACACCAAAAUCCCCUUUGUAGCAAAGCAAGAGAAUAUAUCUGUAAACAAGAACUCCAUGAUGAUGAUGAUGAUGCGGCCUCGGACGCUAAGGCCGGCCCUCAUAUCCUGAAAUAGGAAUCCCAACAUUCCCAGUUACUGUAGUUGGUCCCAUGUUGCUGUGGCUUUUGUGGAAACGCACGGUCGUCUUGGCAACGGAUCUACCAAAGCUGAACCAACAUGCGACGACGCUCUGAGGCCGAAUGAUUCCUGCGGAGUUUAGGAUUUUAUUCCCUCUGAUUAAUGUUGCUUCCUGCUAAAUGUGGUCGAUAAGCCCUGUUUGUUGUUUUUUUUGUUUUGUUUUAUUUUAUUUUUUUUCAUGAAUACCUCAGUUAACUGCAUGCAUCUCUCGUCUUCUUUCUGUUUGUUUGGUGCUAUGUUUUUGUAUUAAGCUUGAACUUCUCAUCUUUUUUGCACUGUAACUACAAUACCUCCUUAUUUGACCUUUUGUUGACCUGUCGCCAUGAAGCCUCGCCACCUUACGCUCGUCGGAAGAGGGGGUGGGGCCAAGUUAGCUGUUAGUGAUUGGCUCCGUGCAGACGCAUCAUCAGUGUUGCUGCAGAGGGGUCGGGGGUCAUCAGGCUGCACUCUGGGGUCCGUGUGGUUUCUACCUCAGCUCCGUGACGCCGUCGGCGACGCCCGCUGCAGCCGUGUUCCUCAGUGCCUUCCCGCGGGAAUCCUCCACUCAUCGACAUUUGAGAUGGACACGUUUAUGAACUGUACAGUGUACCAGCAUUCAACCCACUGAAGGGUAGGGCUGCAUAGUUGGAAAUGAUCAGCAGCUGGAAAUCAACGUUAAAGUUUCCACUUUCUGUAUAUUUAAAAGCAGAUAUUUUCCCCAAUAUAUUUCAAUGUUUAAAAGGUUGAAGAAGUGAUGGAGAAAACGCCUCUGAAUCAGGCGACAGACGGUUAGAAAUCUGGACGGAUCCGUCCAUUUCAGUGUGUUGAUCUGCUCGGUUUUCAAGCCGCUCGUGUCGUCGUGGUAACCUCGCUCUGUCUCUGCAGCUCCUGCCCGCUCGUCGGCUCGGCCCGGUCCGGCGGAGUGCAGCCUGCGGUCGCCUCGGAUCCGCUGUGAACUCAGACUCUAGAGAGUGAAAUGUCUCGGUCAGACUCUGCAUUCUCCUCCUCCUCCUGGCUCUCGUCGUUUCCUUUUUCGUUGUUAAACAUGUAGCACAAAGAGCAUUGCACUUGCCGCCAUAUUUUACCUCAUGUCAGAGCGGAAGGGAGCAGGCGAAGGAGAAGAGGGAACCGCCGGUGUUAAACAGAACGUUCCUGCAGGUCGCCACCUGACCCCGCACUGGAACAAACUGAUCCGCUGCCCUCCCAUCAGUCCAACCACAGAGGACUGCUGAGAGCUCAUGUCAGAACCCAGUUCUGUUUGGAUCAGGUCUCCACCCAGCUCAUGCUUUCCUGUUAGAUCUGAGUUAAUAAAGUUGCUCAGUUUUGUAUGAGAGAAACUUUCAGCUGUUUUUUACACAAAUCGAUGAUCAAGUUUGACUGAGAGUCAGAACCACAUUCGUCUUUCACUCUUUUCGAACUUCUGCGAUGAUUGAUGUUUGUGAGAAUCUACAGUUGUCAGUUUUGCUUUAGAUGACUUGAACUUUUUCCAGUGUAUUUCAGGAAGGCUGAUUCUUCCUCCUCCUGCGUUUUCCUGUGAAUUAUUGAUCCGGUUGUUGCUGGGUUGUUGUUUCUCUGAGGUUUUUUUUAAGUUGCCAUCUGUUUGGGCGGUUAGGUGCCUCGGUUAACUCCAGUUUCUUCCUGAUCUGAAGAGUUCUGAUGGUGGUUGUUGGUGUUUCAGCUUCAGCAGAACGUGAAUAUUUUUAUCAGUCCAGCACAACGCUGGGCUGCGUUCCUGGACCUCAGUCACUGAGCAAACUCACAUCACACUGCAGAAACAAAAUCUUACCAAGUAAUUUUUAUUUAGUUUCCAGUGCAAAUAUCUUACUACACUUGAAAUAAGACAACUAACUUUCAAGUAACAAUUCACCAAGAUAUAGGAGCUUGUUUUAAGUCGAUAAUUUCUUAAUGUUGAUGAAAAAUUACUAGUUCAAUUGGCAGAUUAUGUCACUUAUAAUGUGGGAAAAAUUUCUUUUUAAAAGUGAACAAGUACUUUUUUUUAUCAGUAUUAAGAAAUUACUGACUCUAAACAAGCUCCUUUAUCUUGCUGAAAAGUUUCUUAUAUUUGUUUUUGUCUUGUUUCCAGUGUAUUAAGAUUUGUUCUAGAAGCUAAAUCAAAAAUACUUGGUAAAAUUGUGUUUUGCACUCCUGGUUUUAGUUUGACAAAUUAAAAGAUGUUUUUAUAUAAACAGAACUCAAACUCAGAUUACUGUUUUGUCGUUUCGGUUCUGAUGUUCUGGAGAAAAGUGCCGAUGAAGCUCCAUCUCUGAAUAGUCCAGCCUCAGGAUUUACAAGAGGGAUGGAGAAGCUGAGUGACUGAGCUCCAGCAGAGGGCAGUGGUGGGCUGUGAUGUGCAGCUGAACAGAUCCGCUUCAGGUCCAGAGUUUUGGAUUUGAUUUUAUUGACGGUUCUGAAUGCAGAGGCUGGUCUGAGGUCAGUUCUAGCAGAGCUGGGUGUCUGUGCCGUGUUGGGGGCCGAUCCGGGGUCGGUUCGCGAGACCGUCAGGAACGUUAACGUAACAGCGAUCUGCAGUGGUGUACAGUCUGCACCUUAUGGAGCACAGAGACCUGUACCAUGUUGUUUUCUUUGGAUGUUUCUGUUUGUGUAGCUCUGUAUAUCUCCAAUAAAGUCCUGAUCAUCA
Molecule: messenger RNA, 9194 nt
Organism: Xiphophorus hellerii (green swordtail)
Lineage: Eukaryota; Metazoa; Chordata; Actinopteri; Cyprinodontiformes; Poeciliidae
Gene: dicer1
Product: dicer 1, ribonuclease type III
Exons: 30
Coding region: 404-6055 (1883 amino acids)
Biological process (GO): apoptotic DNA fragmentation; pre-miRNA processing; siRNA processing
Cellular component (GO): nucleus; RISC-loading complex; cytoplasm
Molecular function (GO): deoxyribonuclease I activity; protein binding; ribonuclease III activity
Source: RefSeq, a predicted model, not a curated record